Molecule: messenger RNA, 1621 nt
Organism: Brienomyrus brachyistius
Lineage: Eukaryota; Metazoa; Chordata; Actinopteri; Osteoglossiformes; Mormyridae
Gene: mri1
Product: methylthioribose-1-phosphate isomerase 1
Exons: 6
Coding region: 209-1270 (353 amino acids)
Molecular function (GO): S-methyl-5-thioribose-1-phosphate isomerase activity
Source: RefSeq, a predicted model, not a curated record
GGGCGUGGCCGAGGGGGCGGAAUUUCCCGGCCGACUGGGACACGUGGCUCCGUGUCUCUAAGUCAACGUGAGCUUUUGGGAUCCUACAUUCAUUCCGAAGCCAUUUGCUCCUGCAUACCACUACCCCGCCCCUGAAUAAGGCUUGACAGCGACGGGGAGAGGACGGGGAGACACCGUGUGGCGCGGCUGCUGUGAAAUCUGACGGACCAUGACUCUGGAAGCGAUCCGGUACCGGGCCGGGUCCCUGCAGAUCCUAAACCAGCUGCUUCUUCCGCACGACAGCGUGUACGAUGAGAUCCGUUCGGUGCAGGACGGAUACGAAGCGAUCAAGGCAAUGAAGGUGCGGGGGGCUCCUGCGAUAGCCAUCGUGGGCUGUUUGAGCCUGGCGGUGGAGCUCCGGGCUGGCGCUGGUGGGGACGACCCCGUUUCCUUCAUCCGGGAGUCGCUCAGCUACCUGACGUCGGCAAGACCCACCGCCGUGAACAUGGGCCGGGCGGCCCGUGAGCUCAUGGAGUUCGCCGUGAACGAGAGCAUGGAGAAGCCUCCAGACCAGCUGCGGGAGAGUGUGAUUGGCUGGAUUGAGGAGAUGCUGGAGAGAGACCUGAACGACAACAAGAAGAUCGGGAAUUUCGGGGCACAGCACAUCCUGUCAGGAGUCCCCGUGGAAUCUGUGACCAUCCUCACACACUGCAACACUGGCUCACUGGCGACAGCAGGCUACGGCACAGCUCUGGGCGUGGUCCGCUCGCUGCACGCCCUCGGCCGGCUGAAGAGGCUGUACUGCACAGAGACCAGGCCGUACAACCAGGGGGCGAGGCUGACCGCAUACGAGGCUGUGGCAGAGGGCAUGCCAGCUACGCUCAUCACGGACAGCAUGGCGGCGCUGACCAUGCGGCAGCAGGGCGUCACGGCUGUGGUGGUAGGGGCCGACCGCGUGGUCGCCAACGGUGACACGGCCAACAAGGUGGGCACGUACCAGCUCGCCAUUGCAGCCAAACACCACGGCAUCCCCUUCUACGUGGCGGCGCCCAGCACCUCCUGCGACCUGAGCAUGGAGACUGGCAGGGACAUCGUGAUCGAGGAGCGCCCCCCAGAGGAGCUGACCAGCAUCAACGGCAACCCCAUCGCUGCCCCAGGCAUCGAGGUAUGGAACCCAGCAUUUGACGUGACCCCACACCAGCUGAUCACUGGAGGCAUCAUCACAGAGCUGGGCGUCUUCCUGCCCUCGGAGCUACAGGCGGCGCUGACGGGACGCCUCACCGCCCUCUAGACCCACUCCCCACUAACCACCCACCCCCCUUUGCUCAUCACAUACACUCACUCCACUGGCAUGUGGCAUCGGGGGGAGGGGUGCUGAUCACCAUCACAUUGACACUGUCGCCUGGGGUGGUUACGCAGACAGACUGCCCCCUCGCCCCCCCACCACCUCCAUUAUCCCGGUGCCUGUGUCCCUCUCCCUGCCCUCGGUGUCCUCCUGUCUCACCCCCAGACCCGCCUCUCCACACUGUUAGCGAUUCUCAGCCCUCAGAUGACGCUCAUUCUUUCUGUUCAGAGGCUUCACAUGCAUUUUGAGUGGGAAAUGCACGCAUUCCAUGUAAAUAAAUGCUUCUGGCCACAUGAA